This is a messenger RNA of Colletotrichum spaethianum, 711 nucleotides long. RefSeq lists its product as uncharacterized. The record is from RefSeq and is a predicted model, not a curated record. The transcript has 2 exons. The coding region runs from base 1 to 711 and encodes 236 amino acids. NCBI's taxonomy places the organism in Eukaryota, Fungi, Ascomycota, Sordariomycetes, Glomerellales, Glomerellaceae.
AUGCCCUUUGUCUCUACCGGCGGCUCCACGGCCAGGGCCUACAAUAUUGUGUACACAGCUCUAAUCGGCAUCAUCCUCGUCAUUGUCUUACCAUUCGCUAUUCUCAUCCUGGCCAAAAGCAAGUACGGUAGAGAUCCGGCACGAAGAUUUGUCCCUUGGCUCAAGGUCGCGUCCAUCUUGUUUGCCAUGAACGGCCGAGACAGAACGCUAUGCUUGCUAUUCGUGCAAGGUGUGCUAAACACGUACGAGAUUCACUCUGAUAUCUCGCAUUGGCACAUCGUUCGUGCCUCCUAUCACAUCGGAUAUCUCGCCGAAUUCUUUCGUACUCUCUCGGCGACUGCCGUCAUGGUCAUGCUACUUACACUAGGGCCAGGCGUGCACUACGCAAUGGAGGGCGUGACCAACACUUUCGACAAGAUCCUACGAUACACAGCAAACAUUCUGGCCAUCGCCGUUUUCGCUCUAGCGCUUGCUUACUAUGGCCUUUCAGUCGACUUCGAGCUUAACUACACAAACCAUAUCGGGUAUGUCACCCGACCCAGAGAGGGUAUUAACCGCAUCCACGCCAUUGACCAGCUCAUGGGCACGACUGCAAUCGUCCUUUGGGUUGUAUCGCUCGUGAUUACUGGUCUGUCAAUCUACACUUUCAUCGAGAGAAAAAUGUCGCCUCUUAAGAAUGUAAGCCCGUCCUCCCAGACUUUGGCUCCGUAA